Molecule: messenger RNA, 435 nt
Organism: Ectocarpus sp. CCAP 1310/34
Lineage: Eukaryota; Phaeophyceae; Ectocarpales; Ectocarpaceae
Source: the annotation of a GenBank genome assembly
AUGGUAGAACUAGACUGGGGGUGCCAGAGAAGCCCGGGGGAAGAAAUAGCCGGUGGUGCCGCCUCUCCGAUUCUGAAGAUCCGACAGGUGGUGUUGCACCUGUACCUCGCCGACGGCAGUAUGGAAAUUUUCGAGAAGCGUCAGGCCAACAGCGGUCAGCAGGGAGGCCUCCUCUUGAAACGAAACAUUUUCAAGAAGCGCGAUGGAUCGAUAUACGGCGUUGGCGAUCUCAAGGUGGGCAGCGACCUCAAUCUUCUCGGCCGCUCGUACCGACUAACGGAGUGCGACGACUACACUAGAAAGUGGUACGAAAGCGAAGGGUUUCGACAGCCGGAAGCGCAACCGGUCCCGAAGGAAGUCAACCAGUGCCUUCGGGUUGAGCACACUACCGGCUUGUGCAACAAACCUCAACGCCCUCACACCGCGCCAAGGUGA